This is a messenger RNA of Aspergillus niger, 1185 nucleotides long. RefSeq lists its product as uncharacterized. Gene Ontology annotation, cellular component: Golgi apparatus; endoplasmic reticulum; endoplasmic reticulum membrane. Bases 1 to 1185 code for a protein of 394 amino acids. The record is from RefSeq and is a predicted model, not a curated record. Gene Ontology annotation, molecular function: protein-cysteine S-palmitoyltransferase activity. Lineage: Eukaryota; Fungi; Ascomycota; Eurotiomycetes; Eurotiales; Aspergillaceae. The transcript is spliced from 6 exons. Gene Ontology annotation, biological process: protein targeting to membrane; peptidyl-L-cysteine S-palmitoylation.
AUGGCUAGCUCUUCAUUCCGGCUGUCGCAACUGGCGAUUCCAUCAGUUUGCAUCUUAAUUAGCUUCCUCGCAUACAGCUCGCAGUACUUCUUCCUGUACUUCGAGCCAGCUCCACUGAGAGACACUGAAUUAUGGCGCCUUAACAUCUUUGCCCUGUGCAUCUGGAUAUGCUAUUAUCGAACCUGCACUGUAGAUCCUGGUCAUAUUCCCAAAGAUUGGAAACCAUUAGACAGUAAGCAACUGGAAGCCGACCGUGCUAGUGGUCGUCAACGAUGGUGCCGUAAAUGUGAGGCAUACAAGCCGCCAAGAGCCCACCAUUGCCGGACGUGCCAAAGAUGCAUCCCCAAAAUGGACCAUCACUGCCCAUGGACCUCGAACUGUGUCUCGCACUUCACGUUCCCUCAUUUCGUGCGUUUUCUAUUUUACGCCGUAACGGGAAUGUCUUAUCUUGAGACUCUUCUCUAUGAGAGAGCAUCAAUCAUUUGGGCCUCCCGAAAUCGUCCAAGCUAUUUAGGGCCUAGUGCGCUGCAGAUGGGCCAUCUAUUCGUUCUCCUUGUGGUGAACAGCUUCACGGUCUUCUUUCUCAUGAUUCUUCUCGGUCGAACCAUCUGGUCUAUGAGCAUCAAUACAACUACUAUUGAAGAAUGGGAAAUUGAGAGACACCAAACACUGGUUCGUCGAUCCCGCCACUUCGGUGGGUAUUUGACCGGGCCAGGUGGCGUCAGGAUUCGGAUCAGAAAACAAGAAUUCCCAUACGAUAUCGGGAUCUGGUCCAAUAUCAAGGCGGGGAUGGGUGGAACUGCAAAUGUUCUUAGCUGGUUUUGGCCGUUAGCCAGGACACCUGACCGUCGGACGGGAUUAGAGUUCGAAGUGAAUGACUUCGAAGAUCCUGAUGUUACCUGGCCACCCCCCGACCCAGAUAGGAUCCCGGUUACAGCUAGAGCAGCUAUGGACGAUAUUGAGCCCCGGACUCCAUCCAUCUACGGGAGUGCAGGGGGAAUGCCCAUUGGGGGCCCGAAUGCUACUCUGAGAGCUAGCCAGGACAUCAGACAUGGUGAGGAAGGCUGGAAGAACUCUGAAGGCGAGAGACUUCGUGACUUUGGAGUGGAAGAGGACAUUGAGUUUUACGACGAAGAGGACAUCCCACUGGCCAUUUUGAUGCAACAGAAAGCACAGCGACAAUGA